Molecule: messenger RNA, 1096 nt
Organism: Triticum dicoccoides
Lineage: Eukaryota; Viridiplantae; Streptophyta; Magnoliopsida; Poales; Poaceae
Product: heat stress transcription factor C-2a-like
Exons: 1
Coding region: 201-860 (219 amino acids)
Biological process (GO): cellular response to heat; regulation of transcription by RNA polymerase II
Cellular component (GO): nucleus
Molecular function (GO): DNA-binding transcription factor activity; RNA polymerase II cis-regulatory region sequence-specific DNA binding
Source: RefSeq, a predicted model, not a curated record
AAUCCCGCGGCCUGCCAGGCGCCGCCGCGUGCGCAACCACCUGUCGACAUCCCCUGCGGCCUGCGUAUAUACACCUCGGCAGCUCGGCUCGACACGACACAGCUCCUCCCAGUCCGUCCCAAUCCACUCACCGCACGACACCCCGCUCGUUCCCCAAGUAGCUAGCAGCAAGCAAAGAUCCAUCUUCUGGCCGUCUCGUGAUGAUGAGCGGCGGCGUCAGCGGCAUGGAGUCGUCGUCCUCAUCCGGGAGCUCCUCUGGUUCGUCCAGCUUCUCCAGCUUCGUCCGGCAGCUCAACACCUACGGCUUCCGCAAGGUGGACCCGGACCGGUGGGAGUUCGCGCAUGCCUCCUUCCUCCGCGGCCAGACGCACCUCCUGCGCCACAUCGUCCGGCGCCAGAGCAGCGGUACCGGAGGCAGGCGCGGCAAGGACGACCGCGAAGAUGAAGACGGCAGCAGCACGAUGUUAGCCAUGGAGGUGGUCCAGCUGAGGCGGGAGCAGAGGGCCACCGAGGAGCGCGUGGCGGCGAUGUGGCGCCGGGUGCAGGAGACGGAGCGCCGGCCCAAGCAGAUGCUCGCCUUCCUGCUCAAGGUGGUCGGCGACCCCGACAUGGUGCGCCGCCUCGCAGGCAGCGGCCAGGACGAGGACGCGCGGGUCAACAGGCCGCGGCUGCUUCUCGACAGCAGGGAAGAACAGAGGAUGCCCGUCGACGGGCAGUCGUACCACAAUCACAGCAACCUGAACAUGGAAGAGGCCUAUGUGCUGGAGCCCAGCGUGGAAUUGUACUACGCCGGAGGCGACGUGCAGGCGGACGGCGGCGGACACCCGCCGUACGCGUUCCACGUCAACAGCGGCUACUGACUGCGUGCGUGAACGCUGUCCGGCAUCUGUAUUUUGUGGCUUUGUCGAGAGAGAAAUAGGCACGUGCAGGAAGCUAGCCAGAUACUAAAUACUCCGGCAUAGCUCAGGAACAGAAACGCCGCACUUGUAUAAGAGACGCUUAGAUCACAAUGUCUCUGGAAUUUAGUCAGUGUAAGUUUAUAUUUCUUUGUACUCUCUUCGUUCUUAAGUAUAUCUCAUUUUAAAGAUUUUAGUAU